This is a messenger RNA of Microthlaspi erraticum, 738 nucleotides long. Lineage: Eukaryota; Viridiplantae; Streptophyta; Magnoliopsida; Brassicales; Brassicaceae. The record is from the annotation of a GenBank genome assembly.
AUGGAGAUGCAGGAAGCUAAUCAGAGACCGGAGGUUACUCCGAAUCAGACGAUUUACAUCAACAAUCUCAACGAGAAAGUGAAGCUCGAUGAGCUGAAGAAAUCGCUGAACGCCGUGUUCUCUCAGUUCGGGAAGAUAGUGGAGGUGCAGGCGUUUAAGACAUUGAAGCACAAAGGACAAGCUUGGGUUGUCUUCGAGAACGCCGAUUCUGCUUCCUCUGCUAUUUCUAAAAUGAAUGAAUUUCCCUUCUACGACAAACCCAUGAGAAUACAAUUUGCGAAAACAAAAUCAGAUGUUGUGGCCAAGGCGGAUGGUACAUUUGUUCCCCGCGAGAAAAGAAAGAGACACGAAGAGAAAGGAGGCAAGAAAAAGAAAGAGCAGCACCAUGAUGCUACACAGAUGGGCAUGCCCUCAGGAUACCCAGGUCUCUAUGGAGCUGCACCUCCUCUAUCGCAAGUACCAUACCCUGGUGGUGCGAAACCAAUGCUUCCAGAGGCACCGGCACCGCCAAAUAGCAUCCUCUUUGUCCAAAACCUUCCUCACGAGACUGCUCCGAUGAUUCUUCAGGCUCUAUUCAGCCAGUACCCUGGUUUUAAGGAGGUUAGGAUGGUUGAAGCCAAACCGGGUAUUGCCUUUGUCGAGUUUGCGGAUGAGAUGCAGUCAACGGUUGCCAUGCAUGCACUUCAAGGUUUCAGGAUUCAGCAAAACCCGAUGCUCAUCACCUAUGCCAAGAAAUAG